This is a messenger RNA of Prunus armeniaca (apricot), 339 nucleotides long. The record is from the annotation of a GenBank genome assembly. Lineage: Eukaryota; Viridiplantae; Streptophyta; Magnoliopsida; Rosales; Rosaceae.
AUGGUGAAGUUAUUGAUGCAAGAAUCAUCAGUGACUGUGAAAUUGGUAGAUUUAGAGGAUUUGAGUACAUCACUUUCACCAGUAGCGAGGAGGCAUCCAGUGCAAUCCAGGCCUUGGAUGGGCAUGAACUUCAUGGCCGUCAACACUGGAGGUGGUUUUGGCAACAUCAAUUUGGGUGUUGCUGGUGCUGAUGACUUUGUUGGCGGUGCUGACAACAACUUUGGCAGUGGUGGAGCUCAAUUGGGAGAGAACAAAGGUGGUUUCAGCUUGGAUGAUCCCUUGAAAGGAAAUGAUAGGGAUGAUGAUGAUGAUGCCGGCAACUUUCUCAAGAGGGCUUGA